Molecule: messenger RNA, 853 nt
Organism: Megalopta genalis
Lineage: Eukaryota; Metazoa; Arthropoda; Insecta; Hymenoptera; Halictidae
Source: RefSeq, a predicted model, not a curated record
ACGUGUCUGGCAUGUCGUGACCCAGUGGUAUCGUUAACCUCUCGAUCACGCGAGUUUCGUAAUACGUGUGACCGAUAAAUGUGUAUUCUUCGUUCGAAUGGUAACCACAAAUCGAAUCAGAGCUACGUAAAGUGUCUCGAACGGAAGCACGUGCGACGGGUAAGCACGUUUUAACGAAGAAUCGACAUUGGACGGUCGUAUCGCGUGAAAUUCGUCGGGAGCCAAGUGAUCUGCGCAUGUGACGGAAAACACAGCCAUGACUCGCACCGAAGAUUUGAUUGAUUAGAGCCCGUCGAUAAGCCAUCCGCCGAAUGACCCUAAAGAUACUGACCCCCGGGAACACGCUUGUUCGUCAAAAUGGCAUCUGGACAAGGAUGUUCUCGAGAAAGUCGAAACCGCUGGCAUCGGAGGUCUUAACGAGCUAUCUGCGGCAAACGAACGAGCCACCGUGGACGUCGUACUUCGUGAAGUACGCCGACAUCAUCAACGAUCAGAGGGGCAUGUCGCACUUCAAUUGGCCUGUAGGCAGCAGCAAUUACCACGUACUUAGAACCGGCUGUUUUCCAUACAUUAAAUAUCACUGCACCAAGAGGCCACGACAGGACCUCAGGGACGAGGACAAAUUUUUCAAGGCGAUCAAGCUCGUGAACCUUGGUAUACCCACGCUGAUGUACGGCAUGGCUGCUAUAUGGUUGAUCAAGCACCAGGAGACGGUGAAAACCACCCAGGGCGACGUGACGAUCUACUUCUUGCUCCCCGAGGAUAAGGGCUCCAUGUACUGACAGCUCACUUCUAAUCCGCGCUAAUGUGUCUUCAUAUUUUAUAUGUGAAAUAAAGAGACCGUUUCGAGGAA